GGGUUUGAUUGGCACGGUGUUCUCUGGUAGUCUGCUGCGGGACCAGGACAGACAGCUGAGGGGGGUCUGAAUGUCCAACCGGGACGGUGUGCGUGCGUGUGGAGUGGUGCGAACCGAUUCACAGGUCUUCACAGUUGACUGAUGAAUAGCCAAUAGGACUUGGGUUGGGCGACACCGACUGACACAGAGAGACAGCCGUGCCAGACAAGAGGAUUGGAGGACAGACGACAUAGUUGCAGAACUGCUGGUGGUUGUCUAGUGGUUAUAGCCUUAGCGUACUUGUGGCAGUAGGCAGCGAGAAGGAGGGCUUGGCGAUGGUCACGGCUAUGGAGGAUGCCUGUCCCAAUGGGGUGCGGGAGGAGAAGGAGGAGGAGGUGACGGCCCUGAGACAUCCUGGCGUGGAAGUGCCCCCGGCCGAGCGGUCCACCCAGGCAGCAGAAACGUCUGGAGCCAUGCAGCAGGUGUUGGAUAACGUGGGUGAGCUGCCCACCUCCGCGGGUGCCAAGGACAUCGACCUGCUCUUCCUGCGAGGCAUCAUGGAAAGUCCUAUUGCUCACGAGCAGCUGGAGGAAGUGAAGCUGGAGGCGGUGCAGGACAACAAUGUGGAGCUGGUGACGGACAUCAUCGGAGACAUCAACAACCUCAAGGUUAAAGAUGACAGCGCGGCCGAACUGUCCAAGAUCCUGAAGGAGCCACACUUCCAGUCUCUUUUGGAGGCACAUGACAUGGUGGCCUCAAAAUGCUAUGAAGUCCCGCCCCCGGCUGAGAUGGCCAAUGACGCAGCGGUGAACAGCGCUCUGAUGCAGGCCGACGCUGUGCGCAUGAUUGGCAUCCGAAAGAAGGCCGGCGAGCCACUGGGAGUGACGUUUCGUGUGGAGAAAGACGACCUGGUCAUUGCCAGAAUCCUGCACGGUGGCAUGAUCGACCGGCAGGGCCUGCUCCACGUGGGCGACAUCAUUAAGGAGGUGAACGGGAAGGACGUGGGCAACAACCCCACUGAGCUGCAGGAGAUGCUCAAAGACUGCAGCGGAGGCAUCACGCUGAAAAUCCUCCCGAGCUACCGGGACGCUCCUGCUCCUCCACAGGUGGCAGAUGUUGGGCAAUGGUACAGGGCUGGUGAUGUGUUCUACGGCCCUCCCACAAUCCCCUGUGCAGGAAUGUGA
Molecule: messenger RNA, 1163 nt
Organism: Paralichthys olivaceus (Japanese flounder)
Lineage: Eukaryota; Metazoa; Chordata; Actinopteri; Pleuronectiformes; Paralichthyidae
Source: RefSeq, a predicted model, not a curated record